AUGAAGUUUGAAGAUAUCCUGAUGCAGAGGAGAAGGGAGCAUCAGAAGAGGCGAGAUCUCGAGGAGGAGGUGGAGGAGUUGCAAGAGAUACUUCAGGCGGAGAGAAACCUGAAUCGGGCGCUAGAGUGCGCGAUGCGCGGGCCAGCGGUUUGCCGUUCUUGCCUGUCUUCAUUCCUUCCUCUUAAGGUGCAGGUACUUCUAGCAGAAAUAGCAAUGGUCGAAGAAGAAAUAAUUUGCCUGGAGAGAAAGGUGAAAGACUUGAAACUACAUUUGUAUCAAGAGAGAGAACAGAAAGAAUGGGAUUUACAUGAACAGCGGGAGCCCAAACAGAUGGAAUUCCUAUGCAGUCCUGAAGAUGAAAGAUAUGCUCUUGAAUUGGUGACUGAAACAAGCAGCACAUCCUGCAGAAAGCCAAAGGAUAAGGAAGCUGUGUAUUCACGAAGCUGCAAUGAACCAAAUCAAAGCUGGGGCCUUUCAGAUGAAGAAACCAGUACCGAAUCACCGAACAAACUGUCAGAACAACUCAUCAAAACUCUGAUCAUCAUUUUUCAUAAACUUCACAAGUCAUCCAUGCAACCGGAAUGCAAAGAAGAUACUGUUCCUAAACUUAACAUUUCUUGCAUGAGCUCCAGGAGUGUUAUCUCCAGGUCUUCAUACAACUGCAAGUCAACCGUGUCCUCUUCGAACACUCUACAGAUAUCAGAUCCUUAUGAUGUUUUGCUAGAAGGUGAAAGAACAGCACGAGAUAUUGGAGCAUACAAGAAGUUCAUCCAUUUCACAAAGAGUUCAUUGGACAUGACUCGUAUAAGAUUAUGCGGUCCAGCAAUUAGGAAACUGAGGAUCUUGAUGCAUGAACUUUGUACUGCUGAACUAAGCUUUUUGACGCACAAACAAAAGCUAGCAUUUUGGAUCAACACCUAUAAUGCUUGUAUAAUGCAUGGAUUUCUACAGCACGGCCUGCCAUCCUCACCAGACGAACUGCUCGAACUACUGAACAAGGCGGCAAUCAACGUAGGAGGGAUAGUCCUUAAUGCUUUGGCUAUUGAGCAUUUCAUCGUGAGGCAUUCUUCUGAUACCACAAAUGGAACAAUUGAAGAGAAAGAAAGACUUUUGCGGCGUGUCUACGGCCUUGAAUACCCUGAACCAAACGUGACAUUUGCACUUUGCCGAGGCACCUGGUCUUCACCCGCGCUGCGGGUUUACACUGCAGAGAACGUUGUGAAUGAGCUUGAGAGAGCGAAAGUGGAAUAUUUGGAAGCGUCAAUCGGCAUAACAAGCAAGAAGAAGAUCGUCAUACCCAAACUUCUACACUGGCACAUGCGAGAUUUUGCAGAUGACAUCGAGUCACUGCUGGAGUGGGCCUACAGUCAACUACCAAAGGCUGGACAGUUAAAGAGAUUGAUUAUGGAAUGCCUGAGCCGCGACACAAAGGUCCCACUUACAAAAAUGGUGGAAAUACAGCCUCAUGAGGAUGAGUUCCGUUAUCUGUUUCCUUUCUAGAAUUACCUUUCACGUACUGUUGGUAGACUGGAAAUGUUUGAAUGUAACGAUAUCAUAAACUUAUAAUGUGAAGUAACAGGUUCCAGAGAAAACAAUAAUCACUACUUAAAAGUUCUUGUCCGAAGUAGAAAACAUGUGGCUGCAUAUCACCAAUGUGAAGUUAUGGAACAUCAAAUUGGUGUCCCCUUUGAGAGUCUCUGUGGUAUGAAUACAGUAUACAAGGCUCCACCAGCGGUAUCAUUGAUCAAGAACGAGCAGAUAUGUGAUCAAAACCAAAGAAAAGUCAGAAACAAUGUGGCACUUGCUAAAGCCAGGGCUAACAAUUAUUUAUGCUAAAGCACGUUUAAGUACAAUAUACGUAGGAUGCGUACGUGCACUGAGAUUAAUCAUCCCAACCGAAGUUCAAAAAAAUGUUUGAGGCCUCUACUGGCACUUGCUAAUGCAGUACUAUAUCUCCCUUUGAGUUAACAAGCUAGUGUUCCUACUAGUAGCUCGUAUCCGACUAACAGUAAAAGAUAUCGUGAGAUUGAAAUAAGCGCUUGCAUGCACGCAUGCGCAUGCACACCACAUGGUGGCAUGUUUGGAGGGGGGGGGGGG
Molecule: messenger RNA, 2097 nt
Organism: Asparagus officinalis (garden asparagus)
Lineage: Eukaryota; Viridiplantae; Streptophyta; Magnoliopsida; Asparagales; Asparagaceae
Exons: 9
Coding region: 1-1500 (499 amino acids)
Source: RefSeq, a predicted model, not a curated record